AUGCCCUCACAAGAACAGGUGGAGGAGAUCGAUGCGAUAAAGGCCAUUUAUCCAGAAAGCCUAAAAGAGCUUGGGCCCUCUAUCUUCAAUAUCACAAUUCCAGAGCACCAAGAUGUGGUGGUGCAAAUGUCGUUUCCCGAGAAGUACCCAGAGGAGAGUCCGAACAUUCUCCAAGUCAACACACUAAACACAAGAAAGUACUUUGAUAACGACUACAUUGAAAAAAAUAUCGUGGAGUUGUUACAGCAGACGUUUCGGCCAGGCGAAGUUGUGGUAUUCGAGCUCAUCGGCGAGAUCAAUGCUUUUCUAGAGAAAUAUCUCGAGGAGCACAAGAGUCAGAUCGAGGAGUUGACGAAGAAGGCCGAGCAGCAACAACAAGAAAAAAACGCUCCAAAGCAGAAAAGUGUUCAGUCACCACCAGCCGCAAUUCCGAACUCCAACCAGCCGACAAUUGACGUCUUUGAGGGCUGGACAAUCUCUGACCCUAUAGUAGAUAGAGGGUCCACGUUCAUAGCUUACGCCAGGGAGGUGCACUCGGUUGAGGAGGCCAAGCGUUACUUAGCACUUCUCCUCACAGACAGAAAGAUCGCUAAAGCUGCUCAUAACAUGAACACAUGGAGGAUUAAAGGUGAGAACGGAGUCACUUACCAGGACUGCGACGAUGAUGGAGAAACCGCCGCAGGAUCUAGAAUGCUACAUCUUCUAACGAUCAUGGAUGCGUGGAACGUUAUGGUGGUGGUGAGCCGGUGGUUCGGAGGUACUCAUUUGGGGCCCGAUCGGUUUAAGCACAUCAACUCUGCCACCAGAGAUGCAAUUGUUAAAGGGGGCUUCGACAUAAAGACAAAGAAGUGA
Molecule: messenger RNA, 852 nt
Organism: Candidozyma auris
Lineage: Eukaryota; Fungi; Ascomycota; Pichiomycetes; Serinales; Metschnikowiaceae
Exons: 2
Coding region: 1-852 (283 amino acids)
Biological process (GO): regulation of translational initiation
Cellular component (GO): cytoplasm
Molecular function (GO): protein binding
Source: RefSeq, a predicted model, not a curated record